Molecule: messenger RNA, 4160 nt
Organism: Talpa occidentalis (Iberian mole)
Lineage: Eukaryota; Metazoa; Chordata; Mammalia; Eulipotyphla; Talpidae
Gene: SNED1
Product: sushi, nidogen and EGF like domains 1
Biological process (GO): Notch signaling pathway; cell-matrix adhesion
Molecular function (GO): calcium ion binding; Notch binding
Source: RefSeq, a predicted model, not a curated record
AUGCCGCGCCGCGCGGCCGGGGCGCUGCUGCUGGCGGCGAUCCUGGGGUGCGGGGCGCGCGGGGCGCGGGGCGCGGUGGCGCUCGCCGACUUCUACCCGUUCGGCGCGGAGCGCGGGGACGCGGCCACCCCGCGGCAGGACGACGGCGGCUCCGGGCUGCGCGCGCUCGCCGCGCCCUUCCCCUUCUUCGGCGCCGCGCACUCGGGGCUCUACGUGAACAAUAACGGGGUCAUCUCCUUCCUGAAGGAGGUGUCCCAGUUCACCCCGGCGGCCUUCCCCAUUGCCAAUGACCGCUGCGUGGUGGCAGCCUUCUGGGCGGACGUGGACAACCGGCGAGCCGGUGACGUGCACUACCGGGAGGCCACGGACCCGGCCACGCUGCAGCGCGCCUCGGCCGACGUCCGGCGCUACUUCCCGGAGCUGCCCCGCUUCUCCGCCAGCUGGGUCUUCGUGGCCACCUGGCUCCGCGUGACUUUCUUCGGAGGCAGCGCCUCUUCCCCUGUCAACACGUUCCAGACGGUGCUCAUCACCGACGGCAAGUUCUCCUUCACCAUCUUCAACUACGAGUCCAUCACGUGGACCACGGGCACGCACGCCAGCAGCGGGGGCAACGCCAGCGCUGGGGGCAUCGCAGCGCAGGCCGGCUUCAACGCGGGCGACGGGCUGCGCUACUUCAGCAUCCCCGGCUCGCGCACGGCGGACAUGGCCGAGGUGGAGACCACGACCAACGUGGGCGAGCCCGGGCGCUGGGCGUUCAGAAUCGAUGAUGCCCAGGUGCGCGUGGGGGGCUGCGGCCAUACAACCUCCGUGUGCCUGGCCCUGCGCCCCUGCCUUAACGGCGCCAAGUGCAUCGAUGACUGCGUCACGGGCAACCCUUCCUACAGCUGCUCCUGCCUCUCGGGCUUCACCGGGCGGCAGUGCCAGCUGGAUGUGGACGCAUGCGCCUCCCAGCCCUGCCGGAACGGAGGGACGUGUGCGCCUGGUGCCCAUGGCUUCAGCUGCCAGUGCCCGGCUGGCUUCCGAGGACCCAUCUGCGAGGCAGGAGGCACCCCGGAGCCGGACGCCUGCCUCUCAGCCCCUUGCCAGAAUGGGGGCGCCUGUGUGGGCGCGGAGCAGGGCUACGUGUGCGAGUGCCCCGGAGGCUUCGCGGGGCCCCACUGCAGGGAGCGAACCCCCGCGGGCUGUGAGUGCCAGAACGGCGGCAGAUGCUUAGAGGCCAACGCCACUGUCUGCCAGUGUCCCCCCGGGUUCUUCGGGCUCCUCUGUGAGUUCGAGGUCACGGCCACGCCCUGCACCGUGAACACACAGUGCCCGGACGGGGGCUACUGCAUGGAGCACGCGGGCAGCUACCUGUGCGUCUGCCACACGCCGCGCAACGUCAGCCACUCGCUGCCGUCGCCCUGUGACUCGGACCCCUGCGUCAACGGAGGCUCCUGCGAGGCCCGGGACGACGCCUACGCGUGUGUGUGCCCGCGCGGCUUCCACGGCCAGCGCUGCGAGCAAGCCCGGCCGCGCCUGUGCAGCUCCGGGCCCUGCAGGAACGGGGGCACGUGCAGGGAGGCGGCGGGCGAGUACCGCUGCAGCUGCCCCUACCGCUUCACCGGCCGGCACUGCGAGAUCGGGAGGCCGGACCCCUGCGCCUCGGGCCCCUGCCGCAACGGCGGCACCUGCUUCCACUACGUGGGGAAGUUCAAGUGCGACUGCCCCCGCGGCUUCUCCGGGCGGCGCUGCGAGGCGGAAACCCCCCCCCCCGUGAAGGAGGGCAUCGCCCACCCGACGCCAGGCGGCACCCACGUCCCGAGGGCGGCGGCGCGCAGGAGCAGACGAGAAGCUGCCAGCGGGGAGGACGCCGGCUCCGGGCCAGCCUGUGGCCCCCGAGGCCGCGUGGUCGGCAGCAGCCGGAGAGGGGGUGAGCACCCGCAGGUCGCCACCUCCGGCGUGGACGGCCCCCGCUGCCCCACGGUCCCCAGCGGGCGGCUGGUGGCACGCGGGCCUCUCCGGGUGGGCGAGGGUUCUGGGGUGGCUGAGCACAGACCUCACCCUGGGAGGUUCACAGAGGCCCCUGGGGCAGGGGCGUGGGCUUGGCCAGGCUCUGCGGAGGGGCCGCCUCAGAGCACAGGGUCUCUGGGCUCGUGUAGAAGCCCCCGCAGGCCCCAGCCUCAUCUCCCGUCCGCAGAGGCGGGCGAGUGCCAGGCACAGCUCUGCAGAAACGGAGGCUCCUGCAGGGGCCUCCCCGGGGCCUUCGUCUGCCAGUGCCCGGAAGGCUUCUCCGGGCCCCACUGCGAGACAGAGCUGGACGCCUGCGACCCCAGCCCCUGCAGGCACGGAGGCCGGUGCGAGGGCGGCAGCGGCGGGGCCUACCUGUGUGUGUGCCCCGAGGGCGUCUUCGGCCCCCACUGUGAGACAGUGGCAGACCCCUGUUUCUCCAGCCCCUGCGGGGGCCGCGGCUACUGCCAGGCCAGCAACGGGUCCCACAGCUGCACCUGCAAAGUGGGGUACACUGGCCAGGACUGCGCCAGAGAGCUCUCUCCGCCGACGGCCCUGAGGGUGGAGCGGGUGGAGGAGAGCGGGGUGUCCAUCUCCUGGCGCCCGCCCGAGGGCCCGGCGGCCAGGCAGCUGCUGGACGGCUACGCGGUCACCUACGCCGCCGCGGACGGCGCGCUCCGCCGCACAGACUUCGUGGACCGCAGCCGCUCCUCGCACCAGCUGCGCGCGCUGGCGGCCGGCCGCGCCUACAACAUCUCGGUCUUCUCGGUCAAGCGCCGCGCCCACAAGAACGACAUCAGCCGGCCGGCCGUGCUGCUGGCCCGCACGCGACCCCGCCCCGUGGAGGGCCUCCAGGUCACCAACGUGACGGCCAGCGCCAUCUCGGUGCGGUGGGCUCUGCACAGGAUCCGCCACGCCACCGUCAGCGGUGUGCGGGCGUCCAUCCGCCACCCCGAGACCCCAGAGGACCAGUCCACCGAGCUGGACAGGAGUGUGGGCGAGUUCACGUUCGGGUCCCUGCUGCCGGGACACAGGUACAGCAUCCGGGUGACGGCGCUCAGCGGGCCGGGGGCGCAGGCGCACCCCACCGAGAGCCUGGCCACAGCGCCACUGCACGUGUGGACACGUAAGCACCCCGCGGCCCCUGCCCCCGCCAACCUGACGGCCGCGCGCGUCACGGCCACCUCCGCGCACGUGGUGUGGGACGCCCCCGCGGCCGGCGCGCCCCUCGAGGCCUACGUCAUCAACGUGACCGGCGGCGCGAGUUCGCGGAGCCGCUACGUGCCGCGCGGGACGCUGGCGUCAUACACCGUGCGCGACCUGCUGCCCGGCCGGCGCUACCGGCUCUCGGUGACCGCCGUGCAGGCCGCGCCCGCCGGCCCGCUGCUCAGCGAGCCCGCGCACCUGCACAUCAUCACCUCCCCGAGGGACGGUGCCGACCGGCCCUGGCACCGAGACGGCCUCCCCCCACGGGCGCCCAGGAACAGGGCCCUGCCAGAGCCGCGUCUGCUCGGCGACCGGGGUGCCCCCGCAACACCCAACCCGGCCCCCAGGGCCUCGGAGCCGGUGGAUGGCAGAGGACACGUGGGCGCCAGGUUCAGCCACCCACCCCGCAGGCCACUGACCGUGAGAGCCCAGCCCACAGCUCUGGUGCAGCUCGGGGGCCCAGAGGAGGCGCCCCGGCAGGUCAGCCUGGCUCUCCAGCUCCCAGAAAAUGGACAUGGCGGUGGGGGCAGCGACCAGGAGAUGGGAAGUAAGUGGGCAGGGGCCCCCGCGGCCUGGAGAUGGGGGAGCAGCCGGUGGAAAUGCCCCACCCUUCACAGACAGGGCGCGGCGGGGCAGCACCCCCAGCAGGUGGGCAGCGAGGGCACCUGCCUCACGCCACCUGCGCCGAGGCCUGGGCUGCUGGCCUCAGUGGGCAGGGAGGGCUGGGCCGACACCGACGCUGGCAAACAGCCCCCCAGUCCCUCUGUCCCGGCCCCGGCCCCACCAUUCCCUUCGCCCUGGCCCUGCCCCCCAGUUCCUCUGCCCCGGCCCUGCCCCCCAUCCCCCCAAUACCCGCCGAGGCAGCUCAGUCAGUUGGUGCUUGAAAAAUAGUGGCCUCGAGGUGGGGAGCUGACCGUGCGCAGUGGUGGCACCUCGCGGCUGGCGGGCACGGCCGCCCUGCGUCUGGC